This is a messenger RNA of Carassius auratus (goldfish), 5364 nucleotides long. Its product is annotated as homeobox protein Hox-C6a. Gene Ontology annotation, biological process: regulation of transcription by RNA polymerase II; anterior/posterior pattern specification. Gene Ontology annotation, cellular component: nucleus. The transcript has 2 exons. Gene Ontology annotation, molecular function: RNA polymerase II cis-regulatory region sequence-specific DNA binding; DNA-binding transcription factor activity, RNA polymerase II-specific. The record is from RefSeq and is a predicted model, not a curated record. Bases 3870 to 4574 code for a protein of 234 amino acids. NCBI's taxonomy places the organism in Eukaryota, Metazoa, Chordata, Actinopteri, Cypriniformes, Cyprinidae.
CAAAAAAAAAAAAAAUAGCUGCGAUCUUCGGUCACGGGCCUCUUGAGAUCCAGGUAUGAGGCUGGAAUGGGGGAAACAAAAAAAGACUGUCAUUAAUAAAACCAGUUAUUAUGUGGUAAAGACAAACAUUUAUUUUUUUAUGGAAUUGUUAAUUUAAUUAUUUUUACUUGUGUCCUUAUGUUUAUUUGUGACAUUAGAAGUGUGUUAUGAACAGGGAAUUUUUAUAAAGAAAAUUCCGUCUCAUUUAGAGCUGAGUUUGUGAACUAAUUUUUAUUUUAUUUUAAUUUUUAACCUGAGUGUUCAUUUAUUAAGGCUGAAUGCUUCUGUGUGGGCUCGCAUAUGGUUCGUCGAUGUGCAUAUGCGUAUUUGUGUGUAGGCUAAGUGAGGGACAAGAAAGCGGGUGGAGGGCGGGGUUGUUCUACUGUGAGUUUCCUCUUUGCCUCGGGAUAAUGAAUGUCUUUUGUUUACCAUUAAAAAUGUGUCUAUUUAACUAAUCCUUAUGUCUGUACGUAUAUAAAGUGUAUAAGAUUUAUUCAUUUGUGUAUUACAGUUAUUCUUAACGCUGAUAGCAAAGUUUUAAACAGGUUUAUGAAAUUGACACAUUUAUUACCAUCUGACUAUCAUUUGUGUAAACUUUGAGCCAGUCUCGUGUCUGCCACCGCUAUUGAAUUUGAAUCAUAGAAGGCAUAAUUCAGAAUUGCCACGAAAAUGAAAACAAAUUCCAGGCGAACUUUCAAUUCCAAACAUUUCCUUUCAAGAACCGCAGGGCAAUGUGAGUUCGCUCUACUUCAAAACAUCUUAUUCAUGGAGGUCAUUACGCGGCCACAUAAUUUCACAGAAUUAUCUUGUGCUAGUUAAAAACCAAAAUGCCCCUUCGGGUCGUGUGUUGUUACAAGUGCUUAGCUGCACAUGAAACUCUGUUUCAGCUGUCACGUUACUAUUAUGGAUUAUGCUUUUGCAUAGAUACAUCGACAUAGAUGACAGGGUAGGAAAGUUGGGCUUGGAUAAGAAAGCUAAAAGACUCAUCGUUGGAAUUUGCAAUUGUGAAUAUCCGUUACAAAUAAAUAGGCCAAUGAUAACAUUCAUUUAACUGGAGAAUGUGCAGACUAGGCCAUUACCGAGCACGGUUAGGAUGUGUAUUGCUUGCUUUUUUCCUGCCUUAGAUAAUAAUAUCACGUAAAUUAAGCAGUGGAAGUAAGUCCGAUUUUGGCGCACAUUAGUGCGUAGUUUCGUCGAGUGUAAACAGAAUACAGGCCAAACGGGAUGUCUAUUUAUUGCCUCUUCAAACGCUAAAACACAACCGUGCGAUUUGUCUUAAGGGCUGCAAUAAAACACUUAAAGCUCUUUCUCUCUAGUCACAUCAACAUACCAACUGCAGACUGAGUGUGGUGUGUUUUACUCGCGACUUCAUUCACAAGACUGAUGCUGUAAAAUAGAUCACAUUAUUAAAAAUCUCCCCAUCAAAGGCUUUUUUUUUUUUGUUCAAAGUCGUUUGUGCAAUAUUGAACAUCAAAGAGAUGUCAUAUAUAGAUGCAACCCACAAUUAGUAUUUGAUCUCAAUUCCGCCAAACACGUCGAAGUGUCAAUUUAAUGAUUUAAGAAUAGAUAAUCUUUAAUUAGUUUGCUUUCAGCAUCGUACUUUCCUGUUUCCAAAUAUUUACAAGCUUAAUGAAAACGUGUUAAAAAAUUAUUGCUGUGGAAAAAAAGGUUAAUUACAUUUCAAAUAUUUGAACUGGCAACUGUUCAAUUUACUGUUUGCAAUGCAACUGUUUUUCUUAAAAUGGUGAUGAAAUAUGUUAAAACGUGUGGACACACUUUUCACGCAGGAUUUUUUUUUAUUACUGUUAUAUAUUACUUUUAUUAGUUAUUUCCACAUUAUACAUGGUGUUAUACUAUAAAUGAAAUCAUAGUAAUAUACGUUAAGGUCCACACUGCCGUACUGACUACUAUAGGCUAUAUUUACUUUAUUAAUUUUGCGGCCUGUAAUUAGUUUGUUUAUUACUUUUAUUGCAUGAUUAUUUAAUGAAUUAAUAGUAUUAUUAUGAAUAUAACUACAACUGCUACUUUUAGUAUAAACUUCAAUGAAUUAACUUCGGAAGAUAAUUAAUAAUAUUCAUAAGCUGCAGUCGUAAACUGACGAAAUAGCACUUACCAAAUUGAUGUUAGGAUAUACACUUAGUUGAGAUUUGACUAGAAAUUUGGUCCAAAAUAUGACAACCCUUUUAAAACAUCAAUCCUUGAUAUUGAUUGAUCCCUGUUUAAAGUAGGCUACUUUGGGAUAUAAAGAAAUAUUGUAUGCAUUUAAUCAGUCUUUAAGCAGAUUAGCCUGUUUUAUAGCUGCUAAAUGCCUUUUCUCACUGUCGGGCUGGAAGUAAAUUUUACUGUUCUGUCAAUCUCGUGUUUUGCGCACCUCUUUCUAAACCACUGUUUUUGGCCUCACACGUUCCGUCAUGUGGCGUGCAUUAAGGUCAUGGAGCAUACCGUAAACAUUCGGUUAAAACUAGUUCUUUUCCCACCACCGAUUCUUUGAACAUAAUUUAUAAAUUGACAAUUCCAUUAAUAUAGUUGCAAAUGUUUAAUAAAGCAGAACAGUUAUAUUUGUAUUGUUCAACAGAUUGUUGGCAUAUGAUCACUGCACGAAAUCCUGUAAAAAAAUACUUAUAAAUAGAAUGAAUACAAUCAAUAAUACAUAAAUUAUGUAAAGAAGUCUUUAGUAUUAUUUAUAUUCAUAAACAUUCUGAAUACCCUAGAAAGUUAAAUGCAAAAAAAAAAAAAAAAAAAUGUGCAGCUUUCAGUGCACAAGAUAAGAGACUCACUGCACAGCCCCCAUACAUUCAAAGGGAUAAUUGCCUCAGUGCUGGAAGUCCUCAGUUGGUUUUGUGACUUUUAUGGCACCAAGGCACGUUUGACGCAUUCUUUAGUAAGAUGCCCCUUCCCCCCUCCUUACUCACGUUCUUUUUACCAUUGAAAUUAUCAAUACAUUACAAAUGGGGACAUCACAUUUGGUGACUGACAACAAUGUCCUGAAUAUGUCUAAUAAUACGAUAUGAAAUGCACACCAGCAAAGUUAUUCACAAUUUCUUGAAUGAAAUUGCGAAAUGCAUCUUAACAUGGAGGGUUAACAAUAUAUGCAUAGAUAAGGAGUAAACAGGCAUGUAGCAAUUAGCCCUUGGUCAUUUAAAAAAAAAAUUGAGUGUAUUCAUCUACCCAGUAGUUAGGUAAAUGUAGUAAUAAAGUUGUUGCUCCGAGAAGAAAUAGCUACAUAUAGUUAUGAUUUAGAAGGCCUAUUGUCAUAUUGUAAAAUCUAAAAAUAUUUAGUUUGGUCUAAGUCAGCGACAAUAAUCAGCUGUAAACGCGAUCUUACAGGUAAUUGUUUUAAUUGAAAAAUAGCUCAUGGUCAAACCGCUUGAUUAUAAUAGAUUUACCGUUCCAUUACACAUCGAGAAAUUUGUGAUUAAUGCACAAAAAGACAUCUCAUUGUUCGUGUGAGUGCCUAUUCUGUGUUUUUGUGUGUGUUUACUUAAACAUUAUCAACUGAAGCCACAAGGAUACGAAGCUACAAGCUCGGUAUUCCUCCAUACACAGCGCAUUCAAUUGGCUGAAAGUGGUCAGGUGACGCUGUCAUAUUGUCCUUCCAUGAGCCAAGCCUUGGCUAUAACACUUGCUUUGCGCGUCUUAACCGGAGACUGGAAAUUAAUAUUAUUGAAAUCCUUCUGAAGUUCCUUUGAAAGAGAGUUAGGAAAGCAGGCAGGAGACGGGUGUAUGUGACAGAAGAAAGCAGACCCCAAAGCACAAAGAAAGAAAGUGAGAGAUUAAGAGAGGGGAAAUAAGAUAGGAGGGUGAGUUGGUGAGAGGGCGAUAGGAAAGGUAUGAAUUCGUACUUCGCGAACCCGUCGCUCUCGUGCCAUUUAUCUGGUGGGCAAGAGGUUUUGCCCAACAUGCCACUGAACACGACCACAUAUGAUUCAGUCAGACAUUUUUCGUCUUAUGGCACCACAGUAACCCAGAACCGGAUUUAUGCGUCCCCUUUCUAUUCACCUCAAGAUAACGUUGUGUUUGGAUCAAGUCGAGGACCGUACGAGUAUGGAUCUAACGUGUUUCUUCAAGAUAAGGAUGUGCUUCCCAGUUGCAGGCAAACUAGUAUGGGACUCAAUGCGCAGAGCCACGUUGCCCAGGAGUACAACCUGGAACAAGCUCGUGCAGGAACACAUGAUCAGAAAGGGAACAACAUUCAGAUCUACCCGUGGAUGCAGCGCAUGAACUCGCACAGCGGAGUUGGGUACGGAUCAGACAGAAGAAGAGGUCGCCAGAUUUACUCCAGAUACCAAACCUUGGAACUGGAAAAAGAAUUUCACUUCAAUCGAUAUCUAACCAGACGCAGACGCAUCGAGAUCGCCAACGCUCUGUGUCUAACCGAGCGUCAAAUCAAAAUCUGGUUCCAGAAUCGGCGCAUGAAAUGGAAGAAAGAGACCAAUCUAACAUCUACUGUACCGGGAAGCGAAUCAACGGGUACUCCUCAAGAGACCGAGAAGGAGACCGAGGAGGAAACCGAGGAAGUGAAAAAGAAAGAUUAGGAAAUCCAUUUCUCGUUCUCGAACGCCUGUUAACUUCAACAUAACUACCUAAACUCUGAGAAUUUGCAAAUAUUAAUGCAUGGACUGUAUACUCUGCUAUUCCUUUGACUGCCCCCUCCUCCAACGAUCUGAAUAGACAAGCUCUACUACAACACCACGCCACUAACAUGUACACACGUAGAAACAAAUGGAGAGAUUGAGAGAGAGAAACACACGUUAUCCACCAUAAUGUAAUUCACUUCUCUUUGUAUUGAAAAUAGCUCAUUACUGACUGCGUGGUGACAAUGCCACUGAUGAACUAUUUGUGUGGGUCUAGUAUCAUGUCGCUAUAGCUCGUAGAAAUCACAUUCGAUGAAAAUAUUCUCGAAUUUGAUAAGUUAGCUACGUCUCCCCAACUAUUAAACCUCUAAACAGAACCCUAAGCAUUCCAGAAGUGAAGGAAACUUCUUAUGUGCACAUUCAAUUUUUUGUGGAUGCAUAUUUGUACAAAUGAAACGAGCACUGACGGGAUGAACUACACUACCUAAAUACUUAAUGCAUUUUUUUUCUUCUGUUUUCUUAAUUUAGCCUUUGCCUCGUCAGUGUUUUGCUGUUCAAAAUGCCGCUGUACUGGCACAUUAACUAUUUGAGAGAAAUUCAAAAAAAAUACAUUUCAUCAUAGUUGUAUGCAUAUAAACUUGUCUUAAAGUGAGAAUCACACCCAUAUGAAAACAAACAUAUACCUUGUUACGCAAUUAUAUUGUUUGUGUAAACUGUGUAUUAUUUAAUAAACUUUUUGGAGAAAAAAAAA